AUGGCUUUGCAAUACCCUUUGUUGUUUCCUUACGGAGAAACUGGGUAUCAUAAUCAGAUACCAUAUCAUAGGAACAUUGGAAGGCGAAAAACAAAACCGGAAACAGUAACAAUGAGAGAAUUUUAUUGUUACAGAAUUCAUUAUAGAAAUAAUGAAGGAACUACCUUAUUGAGAGGAGGUCGAUUAUAUCAACAGUACUUGGUUGAUUCAUAUACUGCAGUUGAAGAAGAACGAUUGAGAUAUACCCGGAAUCAUCAAGCUGAAUUACGUGCAGACCUUUAUAACAAUGUAUGUGAUGCUGUGACCAAAGGAGAUACGCGAGCUGAUGCAGUUGGCAGGAGGAUAGUUUUGCCUGCAAGCUUUAUAGGCAGCCCAAGGUAUAUGGUUCAAAAUUACCAAGAUGUUAUGGCCCUUUGCCGUGCUUUUGGAAAUCCAGAUUUAUUUAUAACAUUCACAGCAAACCCUAAAUGGCCAGAAAUAGAUAAAAUGGUAUCGUUAAUCAGUGGCCAGAAAUCACAUGAUCGUUCAGAGUCAGUCACCCGUAUUUUUAAAAUGAAAAUAGAUCUCUUAAUGGAAGAUAUUAUGCAGAAGAAGACAUUUGGUGAGUGCAAAGCAGGGAUAUACACCAUUGAAUUUCAAAAGCGUGGGCUUCCUCAUGCACACUUCCUAAUUUGGCUUGGUCCUGAAACAAAAUGUAACACACCAGAGGAAAUAAUUGAUAUCAUAGCUGCAGAAAUACCUUUGGAAAGUGAAGACCCAGAUUUAUAUGAGGCUGUUUCAGAAUUUAUGUUACACGGUCCUUGCGGGGCUGAUUCACCAAAUGCUUCAUGCACAGAAGAUGGAAAAUGCAAAAAACACUUCCCAAGGCCAUUUUAUCAGGAGACUACUAUUAACGCAGAUGGUUACCCAGUUUAUCAACAAAGGAAUAAUAGAGUAUUUGUGCAGAAAGGUAACGCAAAACUCCACAAUGGUUUUGUUAUACCAUACAAUCGGUAUCUAUUACUUAAAUACAAAGCACACAUUAAUGUUGAAUGGUGCAAUCGAUCUCGCGCAAUAAAGUAUCUGUUCAAGUACCUUAACAAAGGUCCUGAUAGAGCAACAAUAGUCAUCCAUGAAAAUGUUGCAACUGAUGACCAAUCCUCUGCAGAAAAUAUUCUUAUCAUUGAUGAGAUCAAGAACUAUUUGGACUGCCGAUAUUUAUCACCAUGUGAAGCAGUUUGCCGAAUGCUUGCAUUCCCCAUUCACUAUUCUUACCCAUCAGUCAUCAGGCUCACAUUCCAUCUACCUGUACAACAUAUGAUUACCCUUCGUGAUUCAGAGAAUCUACGGAAAAAGAUAAACGAAGAAGGAAUUGAAAAAACCAUGUUCACAGAAUGGUUUGUACUAAAUAAGGAAGAUCCAAGAGCACGUGAGUAUACAUAUGCUGAAAUACCGUCUAAGUAUGUGUGGCAGAAAAAGUUUAAUGUUUGGACAUGGCGAGAGAGCAGGAAAGGUUGUAUCGGUCGCAUUGUUUAUUGUAACCCGACUGCAGGUCCACGAUAUUAUUUGAGGAUUUUGUUGAGUGUUUUCAGGAGACCACAAUCUUAUAAAGACAUCAAAACUGUUAAUGGUCGGGAGUAUGCUACAUACAAAGAAGCUUGCAUUGCAUACGGACUUUUAAAUGAUGACAAAGAAUGGACGGAUGCUAUAAAUGAGGCAAAGCUCUGGGCAACGGGUUCACAGCUUCGAGACCUGUUCAUCACAAUUUUAAUGUUUUGUGAUGUUCGCAGCCCGCUUGAAAUAUGGAAUGAAAAUUGGGAAACUUUAUCAGAAGAUAUUUUGUACAGAAAGAGACGACAAUUCAAGUUUCCCAAUUUACAUCUUUCUAAUGAACAAAUCAAGAAUUAUUGUUUGGUUGAAAUACAUGAAAUUUUGCAAAGAAAUGGCAAAUCAUUGGAUGAUUUCAGCGAUAUUCCAAAACCUGAUGAAACCUUACUCACAGCUAUGGAUAAUCGGUUGAUACGUGAAGAACUCAAUUAUAACCAGUCACAAGAAGCUCUGGAACAUGAACAGCUUUUCCAUAAGCUUAAUCCUGAUCAAAUGACAAUCUAUGAGAAUGUCAUCGCAUCAGUGCUUAAAGAAAGAGGCGGUUUCUAUUUUGUUUAUGGUCCAGGAGACACAGGGAAAACAUUCCUAUAUAAAACUAUACUCUCACGGUUGCGCUCAGAGGGAACAAUUGCACUUGCAGUUGCAUAUUCAGGGGAACUUGAUAGGAGAAAACAGCAAUUCAAUAAAUGGGUACUUGAUAUUGGAGACGGUGUUGUGGAGGCAAAAACAAAAGAAGGAGAAGACGAACCUACUUGGGUCAACAUUCUAGAGAGAUUUCUUGUGCCAUGCUCUGCAUCUCCAAUUGAAGAUAUCAUCAACGCUACAUUUCCUAACUUUGAUGAAAUGAAAGAUAAUGAGCAGUACCUUAAAGAAAGAGCGAUAUUAACUCCAAAAAAUUCUGAUGCAGAUGAGAUCAAUAAACAUAUGUUUGACAAACUAAACAGGCCCGCUCGAACUUACAAAAGUUUAGAUGAAGUAUGUCGGGCUUCAACAGAAACAUUGGAACAAGAAGAAAUGUAUCCAAUCGAGUUCUUAAACUCAUUAAAUUUCCCAGGGAUGCCCCCCCCAUGA
Messenger RNA from Erigeron canadensis, 2658 nucleotides. RefSeq lists its product as uncharacterized. Gene Ontology annotation, molecular function: DNA helicase activity. NCBI's taxonomy places the organism in Eukaryota, Viridiplantae, Streptophyta, Magnoliopsida, Asterales, Asteraceae. The record is from RefSeq and is a predicted model, not a curated record. Gene Ontology annotation, biological process: telomere maintenance; DNA repair. The transcript has 3 exons. The coding region runs from base 1 to 2658 and encodes 885 amino acids.